Syngnathus acus (greater pipefish) is the source of this 470-nucleotide messenger RNA. It is a transcript of the gene fxyd11, whose product is annotated as FXYD domain containing ion transport regulator 11. Lineage: Eukaryota; Metazoa; Chordata; Actinopteri; Syngnathiformes; Syngnathidae. Gene Ontology annotation, biological process: regulation of monoatomic ion transport. Bases 27 to 362 code for a protein of 111 amino acids. Gene Ontology annotation, molecular function: ion channel regulator activity. Gene Ontology annotation, cellular component: membrane. The record is from RefSeq and is a predicted model, not a curated record. The transcript is spliced from 7 exons.
CGCAUGCUUUCACAUGCACAUACACUAUGGUUUAUACUCCAAACAAAGAGGAGGAGCAGGUGAAACAAAAACAGGUGGUACUGAAAAUAAAGACUUCUGCCGCUGAGCAACAUUCGCACACCAUUUGCACCAUUUGCUCAGAGUUGAAGAUGGGACAUUUCACACUGCUAGCAGUGAUAGCAGUACUCUUCAGUCUCUUCGCUGAAACUGAAGCAGGUUCAUUUGUUUAUAACUAUGAAAGGCUUCGAAUUGCGGGUCUGAUCUGUUCAGGCUUUUUAUUCUUCGGAGGACUUGCGGUUAUACUGUACAACAAGUGCUCCAGAGGCUCCAAGAAAGACAAAGAUGACAGCAGUGAAAUCUGAUAUGGAACCUGCCAAACUGGUUUUCUUGUGGGACAAGAACCGACAGAAGAGGGAUUGGAGGAAACGCGCCACCUCAGGUUGAUCCGCAAAUUUCAGGGUGGGGGAAAA